Molecule: messenger RNA, 926 nt
Organism: Humulus lupulus (European hop)
Lineage: Eukaryota; Viridiplantae; Streptophyta; Magnoliopsida; Rosales; Cannabaceae
Product: probable L-type lectin-domain containing receptor kinase S.7
Exons: 1
Coding region: 183-926 (247 amino acids)
Biological process (GO): protein phosphorylation
Cellular component (GO): plasma membrane
Molecular function (GO): protein kinase activity; ATP binding
Source: RefSeq, a predicted model, not a curated record
ACUUGAUUUUACUUUGCUAAAUCUUUAUUGUUAUUAUAAUAAUAAAAAUAUUGGAAUCUGAAACAGGUGAAAAGGAAUACUUGGCAGAAAUAUGCACCAUAGGGCAACUACGACACAAAAACAUAUUGAAACUACAAGGUUGGUGCCAUGAAAACCAACAUUUGCUCUUAGUAUAUGACUACAUGCCCAAUGGCAGCCUAGAUCGCUUCAUAGGAAAACCCUUUCUCGAUUGGGAAACAAGGUACAAAAUCUUAACAGGCCUGGCCUCAGCCCUACUUUACCUACACGAGGAGUGUGGAAGCCCAGUGGUCCACAGAGAUGUUAAGCCCAACAACAUCAUGUUGGAUUCAAACUACACCCCUCAUCUGGGGGAUUUUGGCUUGGCUAGACUAAUCCAAAACGACAAGGCUUUAGCUGUCGUUUCAACCAUGCUAGCCGGAACUCCAGGGUAUUUGGCCCCAGAGUUGGGAUUUACUGGGAAAGCAGGCCCGGAAACGGAUGUGUAUAGCUUUGGAAUGGUGGUGUUGGAGUUGGUUUGUGGGAGAAGGUCAAGGGGUAUGGAGGGGGAGAGUAGUUUGGUGGAUAUGGUGUGGAAUUUAGUAGGGAAGGAUGAGUUGUUGGUGGGUGUUGAUCCACUCUUGCAAGGUAGAUAUGUAGAGGACGAGGUAAAGAGGCUAUUGGUUAUUGGGCUUGCUUGUCUACAUCCAGAUUCUGGAAUUAGGCCCAAUAUGAGAAAAGUAGUCCAGAUACUAUUGAAUCCAAAUGAACCUCUAAUGGAUUUGCCAAAGAAGAGGCCCAAUAUGGUUCGUGUAUCUUUGUCUCAUGUUUCUUCAUCUUAUUCUUCUACAACAAUGGUUGAUUUGGGGCCGAAAAGUGUCUCUGCAUCUGGGGCAGGAGCAGAUGAGAUUGUAAUCCAUUAUGAUUGA